Vanessa tameamea is the source of this 686-nucleotide messenger RNA. RefSeq lists its product as uncharacterized. NCBI's taxonomy places the organism in Eukaryota, Metazoa, Arthropoda, Insecta, Lepidoptera, Nymphalidae. The record is from RefSeq and is a predicted model, not a curated record. The transcript has 3 exons. Bases 95 to 559 code for a protein of 154 amino acids.
UUUGUUUAAUUUUAAAAUGAAAGGUUAUGUUUAAUUGCGGGUAGCAAUUUAUAUUUAUUUUUUAAAUAAAAGUGUUCUCGUUGCCAUCUUAAACAUGAACAAAGAAGAUGUCGUCAAAUGUCAUUAUAUUCCUUUAAGUAGUCUGAAACGAGCGCUAAACUUACUAGAAACUCCGAGUAAACCACACGACAAACGCUGUAAAAGAAAUCUUCUUCAGUUGCAAAUGGACAAAAGUUUGUAUGAGACUGAUUUAAGGAGUAAGAAAUGGAGGAAUGCCUUCCAAAUAGCUCUGCGUCGAGCUAUCUACUCUCAUGAUUGGGAUCAACUCGUCUAUCUCUUAAAGAAAUCACCAAUAUGGGAGCAUGCUUCUAAUAGAAGUGAUGAACUGCCACUUUAUAUCAGGGCUUUAACAAUACUUCUAAUGAAUCAUCCAAGUGCUAAGUCACAGGAAUUAUUAAACGACUACUUGCACAUGGUUCACUCCUGUCGAUCUGAUCAAGAUAAAAAAGCUGUCAUCAAAUCGCUGCUCACUCUACCAUACAAGAUCUAUGGUCGAUAGUAUUUAAAAUUUAAGUUACAUGAAAAUUUUUAUUUCAUAAUAUUUUGACAGGCAUUCACCUACUUAUAGGUAUGAUGUCAGGCAUAUACACAAUUAUGUGCUAUAGCUGUGGCUUAACUAUGUUAAU